Messenger RNA from Vigna unguiculata (cowpea), 1748 nucleotides. Its product is annotated as Calcium-dependent ARF-type GTPase activating protein family. Lineage: Eukaryota; Viridiplantae; Streptophyta; Magnoliopsida; Fabales; Fabaceae. The record is from RefSeq and is a predicted model, not a curated record. Gene Ontology annotation, molecular function: GTPase activator activity; phospholipid binding.
GUUGUUGACAUGUUAUUCCUAUAGAAUUUACAUAUUUGUCAAGAAUUAUAAAGUUUGUUAGAAAAAAGAUAAUUCUGAUCUGUCUUGUUUCCCCUGAAAUCUUUGAUUUGUUGCAACCCCAAAAACCAUCACAUUUGGCUAGCAAAUUGAGUUUUCAAGUUUUUUUCUUUUCCUAUUCAAUGCACAUUUCUCAAAGUUUCAAGCUUUCACCUUCAAUGGUCGUCAAAAACCAAUUUUCUCAAAGACCCUUUUGAACAUACAUUUUCAGACUCGAGGGAAUUGUCCUUAGCUUCUUCUUAAUGCUGAAAAUUUAAGAGCAGAAAGAUACAUUCUGAGAAAAAACUGCCAUAUGGCUGGUGACAGAUUGUAGCAGCACAUUUUCCUUUGGGUUUCAAAUAUUGAAGGCCAGAUAUGUCUAUGCAGGAUGAAAAUUCUGAUACAAAAGAAGUAAUAUGUCCCCAGAGAAGGCUAACAAAUCUGAUGCAUCAUGGUGGGAACAAGUUUUGUGCUGAUUGCGGAACUCCAGAGCCAAAAUGGGUAUCUUCGAGUCUUGGAGUAUUUAUUUGCAUCAAGUGUUCUGGCAUACAUAGAAGUCUAGGAGUCCACAUAUCAAAGGUUCUAUCAUUGAAGCUAGAUGAAUGGACAGAUGAACAAGUUGAUGCAUUAGCAAAAUUAGGAGGAAAUACACUAUUAAACAAGAAGUAUGAAGCUUGCAUCCCAAGUAACAUGAGAAAACCAAAACCACAUUCUUCCAUUGAAGAGCGCUCUGAAUAUAUUCGGAGAAAAUAUGAGAUGCAACAGUUUAUGGGGUGUGAUGACAAUGGGGCAGGCCCCAUUGUCCCAUCAUCUCAAGGAAGAAGUGUAUCACUUGCUCAGUGCAGCUCUUCAUACUAUCAUUCUAUUAUAGACAAAAAACCAUCUGAAAGAUUUCCAGGCAGAAGUCGAAUUGGGAAUGCAUUCCGAAAUAGUUGGGGAAGAAAAGAUUCUGAGCACAAGUCAAAGAAAAGUACAUCAUUGGCAGGUAUGGUUGAAUUUGUUGGGUUGAUUAAGGUUAAUGUGGUUAGAGGCACUCACCUAGCUGUUCGAGACGUGAUGACUAGUGACCCUUAUGUCAUCCUUUCUUUGGGACACCAAUCAGUAAAAACACGAGUCAUAAAGAACAAUUUGAAUCCAGUGUGGAAUGAAAGUCUAAUGCUUUCAAUUCCUGAGAACAUUCCUCCUCUAAAAGUGCUUGUGUAUGACAAGGAUACAUUUUCAACUGAUGAUUUCAUGGGAGAGGCUGAAAUAGACAUUCAACCUCUAGUUAUAGCUGCAAAGGCCUAUGAGAAAUCCAACAUCAAUGAGUCCAUGCAACUUGGUAAAUUUGUGGCAAGCAAGGACAACACCCUUGUUAGAGAUGGUAUCAUAUCCCUUGAUGAAGGCAAGAUCAAACAGGAGAUCUCAGUGAGACUUCAGAACAUUGAGAGAGGUGAACUUGAGCUUGAGCUUGAGUGUGUUCCUCUUACUCAAUAGCUGGAUAAAAGUUAAGGAUCAAAACUCAUCUUGAAACUGGUUUUAGAGAGCACAAAUCAUAGGAAUUUGUAUGUGUGUAGAUUCUCCUGUCUCCUUCUCUGUUGUACAUUAUUCCAUGACAUGAUGCCAUUACUUCACUAUCAAAGUUUCUGUCUUUUCACAGAGUUCAAUGUCUCUGAUUCAUCAUCACAUACUGAGAUAAGAAGACCUUUGUUGCUGUAUUAGCAUCUUAAGAA